Molecule: messenger RNA, 779 nt
Organism: Sardina pilchardus (European sardine)
Lineage: Eukaryota; Metazoa; Chordata; Actinopteri; Clupeiformes; Clupeidae
Product: histone H1-like
Exons: 1
Coding region: 33-650 (205 amino acids)
Biological process (GO): nucleosome assembly
Cellular component (GO): nucleosome
Molecular function (GO): structural constituent of chromatin; DNA binding
Source: RefSeq, a predicted model, not a curated record
CCUGAAGUCUGUGCGUGAACCUAAUCGAGACAAUGGCAGAAGCUGCUCCAGCCCCCGCUGCGGCCCCAGCAAAGGCCCCCAAGAAGAAGGCACCCCGACCCAAGAGAACUGGCCCAAGUGUGGGCGAGCUCGUCGUCAAGGCAAUCUCUGCCUCUAAGGAAAGGAAGGGAGUUUCUCUGGCUGCGCUGAAGAAGGCAUUGGCGGCCGGUGGGUACGAUGUGGAAAAGAACAACGCUCGUGUCAAGGUGGCCAUCAAGAACUUGGUCACAAAGGGAACUCUGAUCCAGACCAAGGGAACUGGCGCUUCCGGAUCCUUCAAGCUGAACAAGGCAGCGGAAAAGAAGCCCGCAAAGAAGGCAGCUCCUAAAGCCAAGAAGCCAGCAGCAAAGAAGCCUGCCGCGGCCAAGAAGCCCAAGAAGGCAGCAGCCAAGAAGCCGGCGGCCGCGAAAAAGUCUCCCAAGAAAGCAGCCAAGAAGCCCGCCACGCCGAAGAAGGCAGCGAAGAGCCCGAAGAAGGCCAAGAAGCCCGCUGCACCCAAGAAGGCAGCAAAGAGCCCCAAAAAGGCAAAGGCAGCGAAACCCAAGGUGGCCAAGCCUAAAGCUGCCAAGAAAGCCGCCAAGCCCAAAAAGGCGGCACCCAAGAAGAAGUAAAAGUAAAGUUGUAGGCCUACUCUUCUGACCGAUUAACAAAAAGGCUCUUUUAAGAGCCACUCAAAUCUCUGAAUGCGUGUAUUCCUUUUAGUGUCUACUAUGGUUGAUUGUGCAUACAUUAGCGUUCAA